Struthio camelus australis is the source of this 4651-nucleotide messenger RNA. RefSeq names its product tubulin alpha-2 chain. Gene Ontology annotation, biological process: microtubule cytoskeleton organization; mitotic cell cycle. Gene Ontology annotation, cellular component: cytoplasm; microtubule. Gene Ontology annotation, molecular function: structural constituent of cytoskeleton; GTP binding. Lineage: Eukaryota; Metazoa; Chordata; Aves; Struthioniformes; Struthionidae. The record is from RefSeq and is a predicted model, not a curated record.
ACGGUGGGCCCCAGCCAGCAAGGGAUGAAUGCCCUGCCUCCUUCCACCAGGCUACUUAGAGCAAAACAGCAGAAGAAACAUCAGUAACCAAAGCUGCUGCUUCAAAUCAAGACAGGAAGUGAGCACCACAGAAGAUACCAUGCGUGAGUGCAUCUCUGUUCACGUUGGUCAAGCUGGAGUCCAAAUUGGCAAUGCAUGUUGGGAACUCUUCUGUCUGGAACAUGGCAUUCAGCCAGAUGGCACCUUCAGGGACCAACCCAGCGAUGACGACUCUUUUGCCACAUUUUUCAGAGAGACAAGCACUAGAAAAUAUGUGCCACGGGCUAUUAUGGUGGACUUGGAACAAACUGUAGUAGAUGAGGUACGAACUGGCACCUACCGGCAGCUUUUCCAUCCAGAACAGCUGAUCACUGGAAAGGAAGAUGCAGCGAAUAACUAUGCACGUGGCCACUACUCCAUUGGAAAAGACAAAAUUGACAUGGCGUUAGAUCGUAUACGCAAACUGGCUGAUGCCUGCUCAGGGCUACAGGGAUUCCUGAUUUUCCACAGCUUUGGUGGGGGCACUGGCUCUGGCUUUACCUCCUUACUGAUGGAACGCCUCUCCCUGGACUAUGGAAAGAAGUCCAAGUUAGAGUUUGCCAUCUACCCUGCUCCCCAGGUCUCCACCGCUGUGGUGGAGCCCUACAAUUCCAUCCUGACCACGCACACCACCCUCGAGCACUCGGACUGCGCCUUCAUGGUCGAUAACGAGGCUAUCUAUGACAUUUGCCGCCAAAACUUGGACAUUGAGCGCCCGACUUACCCUACCCCCACCCGCCUCAUCAGCCAGAUUGUCUCCUCCAUCACCGCCUCGCUGCGCUUCGAUGGUGCCCUCAACGUGGACCUGACCGAGUUCCAGACAAACCUGGUACCCUACCCGCGCAUCCACUUCCCCUUAGUGACCUACGCCCCCAUCAUCUCUUCCGAGAGAGCGUAUCAUGAGCAGCUCUCGGUGGCAGAAAUCACCAGCUCCUGCUUUGAGCCCAACAACCAGAUGGUGAAGUGUGACCCGCGACAUGGCAAGUACAUGGCCUGCUGCAUGCUGUAUCGUGGUGACGUAGUUCCCAAAGACGUCAACGUAGCAAUUGCUGCCAUCAAGACCAAGAGAGCUAUCCAGUUUGUGGACUGGUGUCCAACAGGCUUCAAGGUUGGGAUUAACUACCAGCCUCCCACAAUUAUUCCUGGGGGAGACCUGGCCCAGGUUCAGCGAGCAGUCUGCAUGCUGAGCAACACCACAGCCAUCGCAGAGGCCUGGGCAAGGCUCGACCACAAGUUUGACCUGAUGUACGCCAAGAGAGCCUUUGUGCACUGGUAUGUGGGGGAAGGCAUGGAGGAAGGAGAAUUUGCAGAGGCCCGGGAAGACUUAUCUGCCCUGGAGAAGGAUUAUGAGGAAGUGGCAAAUGACUCAUUUGAAGAUGAAAAUGAUGGGGGGGAAUCUUAAAAUUCACUUUGCCCUCUUCUGUGCAUAAGAUUGCCUCUAUGUCUCUUUAUUUCAUGUGGCUGCAUUUUUGCUUGUUUCACACACGCCAGGUCCGUAGAGCAUGUCAGUAGAGUGUAACCAUUCUGAGUUUCAAAAAUUCCAUCUCCAUUAUGAGAUCACAAAACAAUCAGCAGCAGGAUGUAUGACCAGCUAAUCAUUAGCCACUAUUCCUCAGAGGGCAACAGGCUUCUUUUUUUUUUUGCCAGUAUAUCCUGAAAACAAGUUACUUCUGGAGCUAAAGGUCCAUCUGUUUUAUAUACUGUCAUUUAUUCAACACAAAGAUACAGCCAUGUAGCUGCAAUCUCAUGAUUUGAGAAACUCUUCUGCUUCAAAAUGUCACACGCAAUUGUGCUACAAACACUAAAUGAAGAGACAUUACAUGCAGUGCUCAAUCUUUAUUUCAUACUAAUUCAAAACAUAAUGUUAGUAAGGCUUUAAGAUGCAGUGAGAACUCUCAGUUUUAAGUAUCUCUGCUCCUUCAAACAUUUCUGGAAGAUGUCCUACUGAAGCUUUCUUAAGAAAAUGUUAUUCCUUUGACGCUUUCAAUUCCCUCAUAUACUUGUCUCCUUCCAUUUUGCCUGAUCUUACCAAAUCUGUCUCUCCUUCUUUAUGUUUUUCCCUGGGUCUCAUCAUUUCUUGUGUUCUCCUCACCCCCACCCCCAACCAUUAUUCCUUUAUUCCUCAUUAGGUUCUGCUAAGAAGUCUCCUGCCUGUCUAAUCUCUACAUUAGCACCCUCCUUGAAACCCUCUUUCUUUUCUGGGUCUUCACUUCUCUGUGAUGUGCAGUGUGGCAGGUAACAGAGCUGUAGUCUGCAGAUAUGAGAGCAGUGACCUCUGUCAGGAGGGUACAAAUGCCAAGGAAAUCUGUAGCCUGCACAAUUGCAGCUGGAAAAAGAUGCAAGGAAGCCCUAAGCAUUCGUUUCCCUUUUAACAGCGCCUUGGACAAAGGAGAAAUAAAGUUCUUGGCACUGUUGGUACCAAGAACUUACAGCUAGUCUUAGCACCAUUGCUUCUAUAGGAUCUGCAGUGUGGGGUGAUUAGAAGGGGUGAUUUUGCCAGGUGCCAUGAGCAGGGGCACAAUUCGGGUACUCUUAACUUCAGUGGGAGUUUAGAACAUGCUAUGCUUAAGCAGCAACGGUGUAACAGUCAAAACAGGACUGGUCUGGAAGUACAAGUAUGUGGACAGCCCUGUUGUCACUACUAAAUGGAUAACUUCUCUGGCAGAAAUAAAGGCUUUAAAAUAACCAGCUUGUGGAAUGCAGGACAGAAGCAUUACAAGUUCCAUCAAACUUUCUGAAACCACAGUAAAUCAGAGCCAUGACAAAGAAUGUGUGUCAUAGUUAAAGGUGGGAUGUCUAAAAAUGCCAGCUAUGACUUCACAACUUAGUGUUGGUAAUUAAUAUUUUUGUAUAUUCCCGUUCUUUCAUGAUUUUAGAACUGUAUAUCGUUAAGGUAUGCAUGCAGGUGGCCAGUCCUGGCCUGAGGUUAGACUGAUGGGAUAACAUGAGAAACUGCUGCACGUUGCAGACAAUGGAAGGGGAAGAGUGACUGACCAACCCCAGCCUGGGUCUAAACUAGUAAGUUAAUGGCAGGAGAAACUACCAGACAUUACAUACAGCGAAAGGGGAGUUUUGGGGACUCCCCUUGGGUGAAAGAUGUCAACAGAAAGUGAAGGGGGUGCUGGAUUACUGGAGUCACUAACUAAAGCUGAAAUUACAAUGUAAGAGCGUAAAAUCAGAAAAACGGUGUCAGUGGGGGAAAAAGGUCAGGUAUGUGUUUAUCUGGGAAGGGGGAAGCAUGAAAAUGGUAAUAUAAGGGAAAGCAAAUCAUGCAAUAGGGCCUGUUUGUGGGUACCUGUCGAGCAGCCCCAGUGCCUGAACAAUGCCUGGAGCAAGACACUUAACCAGUAGUUCUGACCUUACCAAGUGUGUCUGACUUGCCAGGUCAGAGUUAUCUGGAAGGUUUCCCUUAACAUAGAUAAGAAGACAUCCUGGAGGGAACAGAGAAUGGACCAAACCUCUUUAACAUAUAGCACUAUAGUUUUUUAACACUGGAUAUAUUAUUGAUCUUUCAUAAGUAAAUUUCUUUAAGAAAAUCAAUGUUUUCCUUGAAGCAUAUGCUCAUCAAAUACAAAUUCCAGCAGUGCUACAGAAAUGCCCUAUUUUUCCCCCUAACUGGUGCAGGCUGCUGCCCCCUUUCUGGUAGCUCAGUUUGUAUUAGGUCUCCUAAAAGGUCAUAAUAAAGCAGACACAUCCAGAAACUCAACUGACAGAUGCAAGAUGUAGUUUGCCCUACUUUUUAUCUACAAAGUGAAUGGCUGGUCUCUAUAUUAUAAACCAUAGUUCUGAACAGGGUAUAUUAGGGUAGGUAAUUCUGCAAGUCCAGAUCUACUUCCACAAAUUUUUACAUAUAUAUACACACAUCUUGUGCCUGAAAAUUCUAACCAAAAAGGAAGUAACUCUUCUGAAACUGUAUCCCAAAAUGUACUGCAUUUUUCUUUAUUGAAACAUCAUUAAAAAAAAAGGCAGCACAGUUCUCUUUCAGGCAUAAUGUUUGAAAGCCAUUCUUUUAUUAAUAUAUCAGAGUUCUGUGUGGAUACUAAAAUAGUAGAAUUUGGUGUAUUUUAGAAAUAAUUGAAAUGAGAUAUUACCAAGUCUCCCAGUAGGUGGCAACAGAAUGACAGAAUGGAGUUUUACAGUGGACACACUGAAGCAUUUACAUCAUUCACCUAACUUAUGAAGGUAUCAUAUGCAAUUGUGGAAAAUGUAAAGACUUUUGUGCACCAUACACUGUCUUUAUAAGCAUCAAACCAAAAAUUAAAGGGACUUGUAUAAUCACCAAAGAACCUCCUAGGAAUAUACUGUUUCCUAAGAUCUGCACAAUACUGUUUUAAGUUAUGCAAGGUUUUGCCACUAUUGUUAUGUCACUUGGAUAGCUGAUCUGUAAGGAAUGAUGUACAUCUGGUAGGGGAGGUAUCUGUCAUGAGAUAAAGAAGUUUUUGCCCUUCAUCUGCCUGUUAACAUGUUUUGAUGUCUAUUCAGAACAGAACUAACUGAUGGAUCACAGAACUUAGUGGUUCUCUUAGCCCAAAAUGUGUUGAACGGUACUUCUCUGUAUUAUUCAAAAAUGCUA